GGUAAAACAUGGCUUUGUUGUCAUCGGAAACGAUGUGCUGGGUUGUUUAGAGCCAAGUAAUUUCUAUUAAUAUACUUAAUUAAAUUAAUGAAAGCAUGGCACGUGCUUGAGUGGGUUACUAUUUUAUUCAUAAGCUUAGAUGACAUGUCAUUCCCUGUUAACGUUUGAACAGAGUGAAAGUUAUGGCUGGUGCAGUACAGGAGGUUAGGGAUCCUCUGUCAACAGACAGUAAAGGAUACCCAGCCUCAAAAACAUCUGUAUCUUACGAAGAAAUCGCUACCAAGCUUCUAAAUGAAAAGCUUUUAUUAACGGCCUUGGAAAUGCAUGCAGAAUUAUGCGAAGCAGGAAAAGAAUUAUCUGUUUUGAAAGAAUUUUUUUCCAAUCCCAGUCAUUUUGAAAGUCAAAACAUUAAGCCAGAACCAUACACUUCUAUGCCUAGGUCAUCUAGUCAGGCCACUUUAGAUUCACUUGAUAUGACAAGAUACUCGGAAGACGGUGCAGGCGUUGAUGAGAGAGUAGCAAUUUUAGAAUUUGAACUCAGGAAAGCCAGAGAGAAUAUUUCUGCUCUUCGUGCGAAUCUCACUGUAGUCACAGAAUCAGAAGGAACUACAUCUGAUAAGUCUUCUAAUAAACAUUUCGUUAAUGACCUACCCAUAAAACCGCACGAGCAAAGAGCUUUAAACUUCCUUGUUAAUGAAUAUUUAUUAGCACGUUCGUACAAAUUAACAUCAAUUACGUUUAGUGAUGAAAAUGAAAAUCAAGAUUUUGAAGAUUGGCAGGAUGUAGGAUUAAAUAUUCCGAAACCCACGGAAUUAUUACAGAUUUAUAGAGAAUAUAUGCGAGCCAAUGGAUACAACAAAGCGCCUUCAGCAAGUAUUGGUGUGCAAACAGACUUCUGUGAAAUUGAACCUGAAACAGAAAAGGACGAAUUUAAACAAAUGGUGAAAGAGAUAGAAGAACUUAAACAACAGACUGUGCUGUUAGAACAGGAAAAGGUAGACUUACAGCAAAUUAUUGCAACCACAAAUGAAAAUUUAUCUCAGAAUCCUACUAAGCAAGGUAGUAGCGGAACGAUACAAACAUUAAAUUCGAGUUCUACAACUCCGGAUAAAUUUGAAUUGCUUGAAACGCCACCUCGAGAUACGUCGACAGCAACACAGGAACAAGAGGAAGAUGACAGUGUAUCUGUAGUUGUUAGCCUCGGCGAGACCGAUCCUGGAGAUAAAGAAUGGACUAGAAUUCAAUUCCCUAGAUUGGAUGUUACAGAAGGAUCAUCUAUCCUUCCGAACCCUCCAGCUAGACAUCUACCGCUGAAAUUCAAAAUGGAGGUGAUAGCCCAUUGUUUAGUCAAUAUUCCAAGUUCUAUUACUUCUACGGCGGAAGAACUUUUCAAGAACGGAGUGACACGUGAUACUCUUGUUCAGAUCCUGGCACAUACGUUACCUCGUAUUGUACCCAACAUCAUACUGAACAAACGCGAGGAAGUAAUACCAUUAAUAUUAAGCGUAAUUCGACUUCAUAGUGAAUCUGCCGAAAGAGAGAAAUUACUACAGCUAUUGUUUAAUCUAAAGAAGAGACCUCAAGAAGAUGAAAGACAAUUAAUAUUAGCUGGUUUAGUUGCAAUGUCAAAACUCGAAGACGAUCCAAUGGAAGGUGAAGAAAUAUUAACUAUAUGUUGGGAACAGAGUCAGUACAAGUAUCCCGAGAAAAGAUUGUUGGCUAUUGAAUGCUGCUCUGUGUUGGCUCCAUAUAUGUCAGUUGGUAUUAGGAAUUCAUUAAUGCUCUCUAUGUUACAACAAAUGUUGCUCGAUGAUAAGGAUCCAAUGGUCAGAGCUUGUGUAGUGAAAAAUCUUGCAUUACUCAUAGCAUUAAUGGAUGAUCCUGAUAAGUAUUUUCAGUGCGAAGAAUUGGCGUUAACAGCACUGAAUGACGCAUCGCCCAUCGUCGUAGAAGUCGCCUCUUCUUUGCUUUUACCAAUUUUAGCUCAAUGGGCGCUUUCCUUGAAGAGAUUGCAAACACAUUUGUUACCACGUAUAAUAUCUAAAGUGAAGAAUCAUUUAAAAUCCGGACAUUCUCAACAUUCACCUAAUAAGGAUCACAUAGAUGAAGGAAGAACUGUGUCGUCAAUUAGCGUUUUACAGUAUUUACUGCCGCAUAUGAUUAUAUGUGUAGCAGAUACAGAUACAGUUAGAACGUAUAUGGAACAUGGAACUUCGUCUGAUUUACCCGAUGUAUUCCUGAACUUGUGUCAUACCAAUAUUAUUAAUCCACAAGUAUUUUAUGACGGAGAUAUAGAUGUUGGAGCUCUUUUAAAUACAUUUUUUGCAAACACAUGGGAAAAUGAUACUUGGCCAGAAUUAGAGUGGUUUACAAAUAAAUUAGUGAUGGAAAUUUUAGAAAUGGUCAGAUCCAUAGAAGUUAUGCAAGAAAAUAUGUUACAUGCUCUCUUAACAUAUAUUCAUUCUUUGUGUUUAGGCUUUGGGCGAUAUAUCACGCAAACGCGGAUUCAGCCAAUAUUUGCAUCCGAUGUGUCUGAACUUGUGCAACAAUUAACGGUAUUCGCGGCAGAUAAAAAAUAUAUGAGCUUGACAAUAAUGCCAACGUACUUAAUUAUGUUGUCUACUUUAAACGGUACAGAGGUUGCUAAGUCCUUGAAAGAGUUCCUUGUUGCUUUGUCUAUGAGCGGUACCAGUAUUACUAGUUUACAGAUCGCAGUGAUUAUGUUGUGUGCGGACGAGCACAUGCAAGAGUAUGUCCUUAGUGGUUUAUGGGAUGGGGUAGUGCACCAAAGACCAGUUGUAAGAUGUGCAACCGCAACGUUGUUUGGUUCCGUGAUAGCGCAUGUUUCUGAUCGGUUAGCUAGUACAAAGGUAGUUCCGGCAAUCGUCACACUCGUCAGUGAUCCUGAUCUAACUGUAAUGUCUGCUGCAAUUCCUUCGCUUGGUCGGUUGAUAACAGAAUGCAAAGUGAGAGAGAUGAGAGAUAAAGCACGUUUAACUUUAGAAACCAUUGCUAAAGAUCCUCAGGGUAUUCCCUCAACUUUAGCGCUUCCGUUAGUUUCCACAUUGGCAUUUAUUACUCCCAAUUGCCCUCAGAAUUACAUAGAAGAUGUAAUAGCUACACAAUUAACUGGAAUAGUUUCGUUAGCAUUACAGCAAGGUCGUAAAAUCGAUCUCAUUAGUGCUUUGGUCGAAGCAUAUUCAGUUCUGGUUUACUGUCCACUUAGCAAUCAAUGCGUUUCAAAUGUCUUAUUACCAGGCUUAAAGUAUUUGGAACAAUUAGUAAACCAUCAUUUACCUCAGCAGAAAGAAGCCGUUAAAUCACUUUUGAGAGAAGCAGAAUCUCGUCAGGAUCUUUCGAAACCGAUGGAAAGGUCCUUAUCGAUGAGUUCUGGCCUUUCAUUAUCAAUGGCAACUGUAAAUGUAGGACAAGGUGUUGAAGACAUGAGACAAAGAGUGAGCAAGAUUUUUCAACAGAAAACUAGUUCACCAAGCAUGCCAAGUAUUUUCCGAAAAAAGUAAGACAAACUAUUUUGUUUUUCAGUUACAUGUAUAGAUUAAUGUGUUCUGUUGAUGUUUAUAAAAAUGUCUUAUUAAUUUUCUCUUUAAUACUCUUGGGCAUCUAACAACAUUUGUACUUAUGUAUUUUACGGUACAAGGUGAAGCACAAAACUUAUAUGAAU
Messenger RNA from Dufourea novaeangliae, 3682 nucleotides. Its product is annotated as lisH domain and HEAT repeat-containing protein KIAA1468 homolog. Gene Ontology annotation, biological process: intracellular cholesterol transport. The record is from RefSeq and is a predicted model, not a curated record. NCBI's taxonomy places the organism in Eukaryota, Metazoa, Arthropoda, Insecta, Hymenoptera, Halictidae. The transcript is spliced from 16 exons. Bases 183 to 3521 code for a protein of 1112 amino acids. Gene Ontology annotation, cellular component: trans-Golgi network; recycling endosome. Gene Ontology annotation, molecular function: protein binding.